AAAGCCAUCAAUUUAUCUUCUGAGUUGAGGUGAGAGAUUGACUUUGAAUUCUUUCUUGAAUCUUGGUUCCAUUGGUCUUAUUAGUGAACAGAGACUGAUAAGAGGCUUGGAUUAGAGUCCCUACGGAUAUCUUUUGGCGGAUUUGCUCAUCAUAGACUCGUCAGCCUUGACUAAUUACUCUGGUUGAUCGAGCGGUGAGACUCAACUCAUCUCUUUCACCCUUUCAAAGCUCGACCUCAAGAAAAGUCUUGAAAAUGGCGAGCUCAACAGAAAACACGGCUGGUCCUCGAAAGACACCCAUUGACAGCCCAGGACCCAACAGCAAACCUCUCCCAAGGCCAGAAUUGACAGACGAGCAAAAGACAAAGUAUGAGGCUCUGCUAGAGCAAGUCAAGGGUAUCACCGAGAUCCAAUGCGAGAAGAAAGCCGACGAGGAGGACAAAUCAGGCCCUAUCACUGAUCACGAGCGCUCAUGGCUCACCCGCGAAUGCCUCCUCCGUUAUCUCCGCGCUACAAAGUGGUCAGUCGACGACUCUGCCAAGCGGCUCAAGGCAACUCUCGCAUGGCGUCGGGAGUACGGUCUUGAGGGUUUCACGCCGGAGUACAUCUCUCCUGAGCAGGAGACCGGAAAGCAGAUGAUCAUUGGUUAUGAUCGUCAGGGUCGUCCGUGCCAGUAUCUCAACCCGGCAAGGCAAAACACGGAUACUAGUCCCCGACAGCUGCAUCAUUUGUUCUACAUGGUCGAGCGGGUGACGGAUCUCAUGCCGCCUGGAGUGGAGAUGCUGAGCCUCAUGAUUAAUUUCAAGCCCAGCAAGGAGCGCAAGAACACGAGUGUGCCCGUGUCUGUUGCGCGAGAGGUGUUGCAUAUUCUGCAGAACCACUAUCCUGAGAGGCUAGGCAAGGCUCUUAUCAUCAACGUACCGUGGAUCGUAUGGGGUUUCUUCAAAAUCAUCACCCCCUUCAUUGACCCCGUGACGCGCGAGAAGCUCAAGUUCAACGAAGACAUGAAGCAGUACGUUCCUCCCGAGCAGCUGUGGAAUCUCGACUGGGGCGGCGAUAUGGACUUUGAGUAUGACCACGAGACAUACUGGCCAGCGCUGAACGAGCUGUGCCGCCAGAAGCGUGACGAAAAGUACCGACGGUGGGAGGCAGCUGGCAAGGAGAUUGGUGAGAGCGAGGAUUAUCUCGCGGGUGGAACGGAUGUCAGUGUCAAGGGAUUCAAGUUUGGUGACGAUGCUGGUGUCAAGGAUGUGCAGGAGAAGUUGGCGGAGACUAAGCUGGAGGAGCAGUCUGUUGCGGCGUAGGUGUACGGUGAUAUGACGCGUGUUUUUGGGUGAGAUGAUAGACGGUUGAGCGUGUGUCUAUGUGCUAGGGCGGAGUGGCGUUGAGCCUCAUCUGAGCUAGAACAGGCCUCGUGGGGGAUCGACCGGUUUAUACAGGUCUGAGGACGCCUGCUCGCAUAGUCGGCAUAGUAUAGACAUUUUUCGUAUUUCCCUCAAAUUGUUUAGUAGGAGACUUGAAUCGGAAGAGGGCAAUGCGCGAAUCGUUCCCGUGAACCAGCUAACUGAGGUUCGGCAUGGUGUUGAUAGUGAAUAUCCUACUGCAUCAUGGGCGAUUGGUCUUGAUCACUCAUGUUCACUUCUUC
Fusarium odoratissimum NRRL 54006 is the source of this 1645-nucleotide messenger RNA. RefSeq lists its product as uncharacterized. NCBI's taxonomy places the organism in Eukaryota, Fungi, Ascomycota, Sordariomycetes, Hypocreales, Nectriaceae. Gene Ontology annotation, molecular function: phosphatidylinositol transfer activity. The transcript has 2 exons. The record is from RefSeq and is a predicted model, not a curated record. Bases 255 to 1304 code for a protein of 349 amino acids.